AUGGCUGUUUCGUCCACGGGCAAUGAUAUACCUAAGGUACUCAUUUUGGGCCAUUCAUUUGUGCGUAGACUUCGCAGUGAUCUACAUGCACGUUUCGACGAGCGAGCAGCCAAAAAUUUUGACCUGCAGGGAACGGCCGAGAUAUUUAUGCAUGGCGUGGGAGGUCGAACAGUCCCAAAACUAAGAAAGAUGGAUAUGGGGGUAAUCACUAGAAUAUCCCCUGAUAUAGUCAUUCUCGAUAUCGGGACGAACGACUUAGCUCUUGCCCCACCUGAGGUAGUGGGUUCUGACAUCGAGGAACUUGUUCGCUCGUUGGUCGCGGAGUACUCCGUGCGCGCCGUGGUUUUGUGCCAAGUCACUCCACGUGCGACAAACAAGGGCUCUAAUUUUAAUGAGAGAGCCAAGCUUUUGAAUCAGUACACCCGGGUAGUGAUCGAGCCCAUAGAACAAGCCAUUUGUUGGACGCAUAGAGGUUUCUCCAACCCAUCCGUAACCCCCUUUUUAGCAGACGGGGUACAUUUUAACCCCAUGGGACAAUAUACCUUGUACAGGAGUUACCGCGGAGCGAUAAAACAUGCCGUAGGAGCAAUACGGCAAGAUGAUAAUUGAUAGGGUUAUGUUAAGUCUGUUAUUUAAGUUAGUAUUGAGUAGUUUAUGCGAACUGUGUAUUUUCCCUUGGAGCGAGCAGUUUGUUCCAACGGUUGUUAGGUUUUGAUAAUAUGUGUCCUAUACCCUCCGCUAUUCUAUGUCCUCUGAUUGAGGACCUGUCUUAUAUCCGCUUUUUGAGGAGUAGUCUUAUAUCCUCUGAGCAAGGACUUGUCUUAUAUCCUCUGAUUGAGGAUUUGUAUUAUAUCCUCUUGUUGGAGGAUUUGUUUGAUAUCCUCUGAUGGAGGAUUUGUCUUAUUUCCUCUGUUUGAGGAGUUGUCUUAUAUCCUCUGAUAGAGGAUUUGUCUUGUAUCCUCAGCUUGAGGAUUCGUCUUAUACCCUCUUAUUUGAGGAGUUGUCUUAUAUACUCUGAUAGAGGAUUUGUCUUGUAUCCUCAGUUGAGGAUUCGUCUUAUACCCUCUUGUUUGAGGAGUUGUCUUAUAUCCUCAGAUUGAGGAUUUGUCUUAACUUUUGGCUACACACGGCUGGUGGUGCGGCGACUCAACCUGUCAGCCAGGCCAGCCGCUGUGAAAAUUAUUAUCCAUUCUCAUAUUUUCCUAGACAAUGAGAAACUAUUUUUUAGCAGAAGUGUAGUACCGUUUUGGCGCUUGCCCUCCUUUAAAUUUAUGCUACUCCUCUCUUUAAGCUUUCUCGUUUAGAAUGCCACCUAAAAAGUUGCAAGCGAGGAAGCGAGCCCUUCAAACGGCAGACGAAGGCCCGUCAGCGCAACGCAGCCAUCGUCAAUCCACUAGGAACUCGACGUUGGCGUCCAGUUCGACUGUAGUGUGGCAGCCGAAGAUGAUUCCAGUGGUAUACCGCCGUCCAAUGUGCCUCCUACCACGGUUCAGCAACUCGAUCCCGAACUGGUCCAAUCAAUAGUGUCUACCGUUGCAGCGGAGGUCACCCGACAACUGGCAGCGACUUUACCAGCCCUCACUUCGCCAACUGACGAGUUUCCAGCGACUCGAAGCGUUUCAGCUACGCCAGAAGGAAUUACAUUAGUAGGCAAUAACUGAGGCGCACCUGCUAUCCUAGAGUGAGCCGCAGCUAUCGCUCCCUCCACCAGAGUCGUGGCUGAACUUGCAGGCAAUGGUGGCGCAGACAAACGACGCUCCUCUGAUCUAUAGUGCGUCAUGUCAGGAAAUAGUAUAGUUUACUCGCGCAAGAUGACAGACAUAAAUAUGUUAUAUGUAUUUCUUGAACGAUAGAUUAUUUGAAAACUGGUUUUUCGUAAUUGUUUGUCACAAAAGUCAAAUAAUGUAAACAAGUUAGCAAUAAUGGCCAAAUCAUGCGACCAGUUAAAGGGAGCACGCCAGAAAUAUUUGUGUAAAUUUAUACUAACCUUUUAAUUACAUGUAAAUAUUUUCAUCGGGCGCCAUUUUGAAUGUUGAAAGCGGUAUAUAUUAUUAGCUUAUCGCAGGCGCAAUAAUUUAUGUUCAUGUUUGACAUUAAUUUAUGUUACACGAUGAUACUCCGAAGGGCGACCGAGAAAGAUCCGAAAUUUAAAUAAAGAGGGGAGUGAAACGGCCGAACACGUGAUGGGGUAUUGGCCAAUGACAAUGCGUAUAUCCAAUUUCCUUAUCUGGCCAUGCUCGUUGACCAAGAACUGUCGAAUCUGAAAUAUUUCAAAACUUGUAUUGAUUUGCAUCGUUGCUCGCCAGCAAUGAAUUUUCGACAGCAGAGAAACAAGGCAUAAGCGAAUGCUGGACACAAAAUACAUGUAAAUCGUCGGAUAAUAGAUUUGUAAAUUGUCCUCAUUACUCGCUGGGGCACUCUGUGCUCCAGACGAGUAUAGGUUUCGGCCAGCCUAGUUUCUGGCCUUCUCGCUUCCGCCUCAUUAUUUUAGGGGGAAAUCAACAAGGUUUGCAGGUUGACCGGGAUAAAGCUGUAUUAUUUGGAGACUGGGGACAGCGCGACCCAGUUCGGAUAUUUUCCGAAACAGACAGCCCGCAAGUUCACGACAGCCUGUAACUCGCCCGCGCUUGGAAGGCCAGGGACUAGGCUGGGUUUCGGCAUGGUUCUCCGAUCGUCGAUAGCACAGGUCGAUAGCCAACCUCGUACCCAGGGCUAGUCGCGAAUUGAAGGCGGCGACCCGCCUUCAAUUCGCGACUAGCCCUGGGUACGAGGUUGGUCGAUAGCCACAAAAUAGAAUAUUAAUGAGCUGCUUGACCUUUUCAAAAUGGCGGGGCCUUUCGUGAAGUGGGCAAAAUGUUUCAAACAAUUCCGUGCCCAAUUGCGUGAAAAUUUUGGCCGAAUUGUACCUGUUUUCUAUAGAUUUUGCAUUGUGUCAAACUCUGGACAUUCUUGCUAGUUUAUUUAAUGCGUUUUCCUUGGUGUACGACUCUGAAAAUUCGAAAUUUGGAUCGUCGAAUUCCCGUGCACGAUCAUAAUUUACUGAAUCUGAAUAUAAACGAGCCAAAGACAAUUUCAGUUAAAGUUAAAGUUAAUUGCAGUUUAAGUUAUAACUACUUUAUGAGAAGCAUAUUGGUGUCAUAUCAAUAUGAAUUAAUUUAUCGAACAACAGUCCGUGAAAACUGUCUGUAGACUGUAGUGUACUCAGUAUGAAAUAUGAUAUUGUAUUUGUAUAAAAUGCCUCUUAAUGGCGCAAUAAGGAUAAAAAUACCACCGUUCGAUUCAGCGUAAGAAAUUGUACUUACGGAUGUCAAAUGUAUUACUAAUCAUCAGUAUUCUAGCGAUUUAUGGCCUUUGAAAAUCAAGCGAAAUUGUAUUGUUGACAUCAAAUCACUCGCAGUACGUUUGCCCUUGUAUGUAUUGCCUAAUUAAUGGCGCAAUAAAAAUACCACCGUUCGAUUCAGCGUAAGAAAUUGUACUUACGGAUGAGAAAUUGUACCUACGGAUGUCAACUGACAACAGUAUUAUAGCUAUUUAUGGCCUUUGUCUUUGAAAGCCAAGCGAAAUUGUAUUAUUUGUUGACAAAUCGCUCAAAUAAUUUAUAAAAGAUGCAGUAUACGUUUGAUCCUUGAUAACUUUGGUAUCAUUGGUUUUCUCUUUUUCGGCCGUACACCAGUGGAGUCGUGUCACUUCUCUCUUCAUUUUGAUAAUAUAUUUUGAGCCGAAAAGCCCCCAAAUAUUUUAUUUUGAACGUUUUAAACUGGCGGCCGACAGAAGAAUGUAGCGUACUAUAAAAUAUAACUCAUCGGUGAUACGUAUACUAUAAAAUAUAACUCAUGUCUCAUCGGUGGCAAGUAAAGCAACGAAAAUUCUUGGUGUGAUGCGACGUAAUCUGCGGAAUUUUCCCAAGAAAGUGAGAGAAACAGCAUACAAAUCCAUUGUACGACCCAAGCUAGAAUAUGCAUCAACAGCCUGAGAUCCUUACACUAACAAGGACAAAGUGGCUUUGGAAAGUGUGCAGAGAAACAGCGCAUUUCUGUUCCAAGAAUUACAAUCCUAUGUCAAGGGUCACUGAUAUGAUUGAAGAUCUAAAUUGGGAAAGUUUAGAAGUUAGAAGAAAGAAAGCUAGAUUGACAUUGUUGUACAAACUCUCUCGGAAUCGUGUAGACGUUGAAACAAAUAAUUACUUGCUGGUAAAUAAUGAGACCAGGACUCGUGGCAGUCAUAGCUAUAAAUAUAGAGUCCCCAAAACUACCAAAGAUGUUUUUAAAUUUUUCUUUUUCCCUCGCACGAUUAGGGAAUGGAAUUUACUUCCCGAAGAAAUUGUGAGCUCAGAGAACCUCCUCCAGUUUAGAAACAAUUUAUAAUUAAGCAAUUCUUUUUAAUAACAGUAAAUAUUGUUGUAAAUAUAGAUUUUUAGAAUAGGUAUAGUUAUAAAUAGUUGGUGUGAUAUUCGAAAGGAUUUUACCGACUUAACAUAUAUAUAUAUAUAUAUCGUGUACAUGUUCGCCGGCCAACUCUCAUCAGUCAUCAACUCUUAUCAAGAUUGAGCAGGUUCAAACUUUAAUGUGAGUUGACGAGUUUUUGCUUGUUUGACUGGUAAUAUCCGGUCAACUCUCAUCAACUAGCUCGAUCUUUACGCAACUUUUGUUCUCGUUGAUGAAGAAAGUUGAUGAAGCUCUUUGCAAACUUUUGCUUGCCUACGCUCAUCAAUUCUCAUUCUCGUUUGACCAAAGCUUAAGUGACGAAUACAUAGAAAAAUAGGAAUAUAUGCGAGUAUGAGAGUCCCCCCCGGGAGUUCAAUAACAAUCGUAAUUGUUAUUUUACAUCCACGGUUUAACGGUACUUUUUAAAACAUGGGCAGCAGCGUUUUAUCAGAUAUAAACUAAGAUACGAGGCGAAGCCGAGUAUCCUUAGGUCUGAUAAAACACGCACUGCGAAUGUUUUAAAUUGCUUCAAAAAUGAUCGAUCUAGUAUGUUAAUUGACAAAUAAAUCAUUUUCAAAAAAUACGAUGUGUAAGUCGAGAAAAUCAAAGCAUGCAUGUAAAGAUACGACACGCCAUGUAUUUUGUACUUUUUGUCUGAUUUACUGUUUCAUAAUUUUCAUAUGAAGGCGGUGCAUUUGAACGCUUAAUUUUUGUUACAGUGGGGCAUUUGAAGACAUUUUUUGCACAGGUGGUGGAGAAUUUGAUGAGUCAAAUUUCAAAAAGGGGGCAUGUUGAAGUUUGGAAUUGAUCGGUACGUAUACAUCGGCAAAUACCGCGAUAAAAUUUAAUGUUACCGUGAUAAAAUUUAAUGUGAAUGUUAAAUGCGCUACAACAUAGCUAAUGGUUUUAACUCUAUCUUUCAAGAUAAAAGACAUCGCUCUACUCCCGCCCCUUCUUUAAUCUUUACAAAUGAUCCCAGACCAUGCAUGAUUAACACAAUUUAGCGCAUGCUUAAUUAGCAAUUUCAACGUUCGUAUCGUUUUUGGAUGGUCGAGAAUGAUUUCGAUUCGCUAUAUACGUACGUAGUUCUAGCGCAUAACAAACUUUUUGAAAACGAACCCGUAUACAGUACGUGUGGACAUGGCCCAAAUUCUUGGGGUUUGUAUAAUUUGAUCUUUAAACAUAAAUUGUUUGUUCAUGUAUUAUUAAACUGGCUGUUUUAAUUUUUUGAUGAUAUAUUUAGUAUCAUUAUUCAAUAGAUACUAGCAUAGUGCGUGGAGACUUAUAUAGCAUUUGCGUGCAUUUGCGCAAGCUUACCAGAUUGAGAUACAAAUUUGUUAUAAAGUUGUUCUCCGUGCGAACACAAGUAUAGAGAGAGAAAGCAAUCUAAGCAUAGCUUGAUGCAAUACCUCCAUUAUAGAAUUUAAUUUCCUUUUCAAUUACUAUCUCUCCUUGACCUUCAAGAGGAAUCGUUACAUGAAAUUAUCUAAUCAAGCAACCCUGCUUGGAGCUGGCUGGAAGGGACAUUUCCUGCGUUAGAGCAAAAAUUUGUAAUUACAAUCAUGGGUUUAAUUUAAUUUGCGUUGGGGAACAUAUGCAUUCAAGGUCAUGUGAAUCAGUUUGUAAACUAUAUCAUUAGACAUUAGACGUGAAGUAAUACUUUGUUUUAUUACCAAUCACUUUAAGCUAUUCGAGUUGCAAUUUUAACAACUUAUUUCUAUAAUUUUAGUUAUAUAAUAGUCUUGUUUGCUAUAUAUACAGUGCAUAUCAAACUUUCUAAAAUUAGCUUUUUUUCUUAAUCCAUAAUAUGGGAAUGUCCGCCCUAAUUCAUGCAAUUAAUUAAGUAGUAAUGAUUACAUGCAUGCAUGACUGAACAAUUAAGUAGUCAACUAAAUAAUUAAUUAUUCACACAAAGAGAAAAACAAUGUUAAAAUCGGCAAAUUAAUCCGCCACAGCAGGCCGGGCAAGCAGAAAUUUCGAUAUAAAAGUAGAAAAACUGGAGCAUCACAUCAUUUCACUGCCACUGAUUGAAGAAACUCAAAGAUCCGUAUAAUAAACUGACGACGAUAGAAGUGAUGAAAGUUGGACGAAUUGAAACAGUUAUUUUCUUGUUUCUAAUAUUCUAUGAAACUGGUGAGAAUAGUUCUCUGUUUUUUUCACGUUUCUGCAUGGUUAGUGCGCGCUUCAUUUUUCAGUUGUGCGCUUUAUAUAAGAAUCGCGAAAACAAAACUUUAUUCUAUAUGAAAUACUGAAAGAACUUUCAAGAGUUGCUCAUGAAAUUGUUCGUGCAAUAUACCUGUAGCGUAUUGCAUGUCAAUUGCGGUCAUUAAAAAAUCCAAUUUUUGAAAAACAAUUUGCUAUAUCUAAUUUUGUACGGUAAGGUAUAUUCAAAUUUUGCACGCUGUGUUGUAAUACAGGGUGUCCCAAAAAAACGAAAACUAUUGAAAUAACGUAUUGUUAGAAUUUGAAUGCCUCGGCACUCUGCUGAACCCACACGUGCAUGUAUCAAAGCUUGACAUAAGUAAAUUGUAUGCCGAUAAAGAAACCGUUUGGGAAGCUGCUCUAAAUUCCCAAGAGCAGAAAAUCGUGCGCUUUACAAAGAUAUUUUAAUUUCUUAAUAAGUAAAUAUUUAAUAUAUGCACCCUUGUCAAUAUUUUACGCAUCUUUACGUUUAGCUUAGUGCUAGGCAUUCAAAUUUUAACAAUACUUUAUUUCAAUGGUUUUCGUUUUUUUGGGACACCAUAGCUUAACUGACAAUCCGUGAAAAGGGAAAUUGUAACUGACAUUUUUACUGAUAGCCAACGAUGCCUAGCCUCCUCCGCAGGCAUCAUCCAAUGGCUUGAAUUUUAGCUAACAGCGGCGUAAACUUUUCAAGUAACUGAGAAAGGCAUAAUGAUUUUUUUCUUGUGUAGUAAAAGCCGACUCUAGUUGUAAGAAGCAACGCCGUGAAGUAUUUUUGGCCAGAAGAAGCACUCGAAGUGUUCGUCAAUAUCUUCCUCAAUGUACAACUUCGGGCAAGUACAAACCGCUGCAAUGUGGUUCUGAAUAUUGUUGGUGUGUUGAUGGCAAUGGUAAACGAGUCAGUGAUGACAUGCCUGCAAAAAGAGCAGACUCCUUGAUCUGUUCAUUCACGAAGCGCAAACGUGGUGAGUAUAUAGCUAAUAGUAUAUAGUUCCCGGUUGGUAGCUCCUAGACCUUUCCAGUUCCAUUAUACGAGAGUCCUGCAUGAGGAAGUCCGUGAUGGUUUUCCGUAGAUUUUUCUCAUUCACGUCCCGUGCAUGCUUCGUAAAAUGUGGCUUAAUUACAAUCCCACUACAUGAACGUUAUUGCACCCUGCAUGCAUGCGAACCAAUUUUGGAUUCUCACCACCAAAGAAUACAAUUUUCCCUGAUCAAAAUGUGUGACAUUCCUCGUGACAGUCCGCGUUAACUGGUUUGAUGAUCAGAUCAUUAUACAACAAGAUGUAAAAUAAAGUCUGCAUAUUGUAAAACAGUUUAUACGCAUAUCAAUAUAUGACUGGAUUUGGACUGUGUGUAUUAAUAUGAGCUAUAAUUUAGAUCGAUUUGUGUAAGUAAGUUAAGCAAGUGCCAAGUGAUCAGUCCGUAUUCACUUCAAAUUAAACUUUGGUGGCGCCAGAAUUUGAUUUUAAGUCAUUGGAGUAUUAAACCCCUCGAACUUGCAAUCAGAUGUAGUACACAUUUUCAACCAGUAUAUCAAUGUCCUUGUUAUCAUUCAAAUAUUCGAUCCGCUAUGAUUCAAUAAUCAGCCACAACGAUUCCGCUUUCAUCCCCGUGAAUGGCGAAACAGUUUCUGAAUAAAACUCAACAUUUGAGCAGGAAAACCAAGAAAAGACGAGAGUUUUAAAGUCUGUGAAAUUCAUGUGCAGUAAAACGUACGUAUAUAAUUGGUAAAUUUAUUUAAUUUUUUUAUAGAAAUGAGUGCAUGUGAGCUUGAACUUCAGGAAGCUAAUGAUAUGCCAUCUGGUAGUGUUGGUGUUUUUUACCCAGCAUGUAAUCCUGAUGGUACCUACCGAGCAAUGCAGUGCAAUCAGUCUACUGGUUGGUGCUGGUGUGUUGAUGUCAAUACCGGAGACCAGCUUGAUUGGGAAACCCAAGACAUAAGUGAACUUAACUGUGGUAGGUUUUGCCAUUUUUAUAGUAUCUUGAGUAUGUAAGUCAUUUUUGCUUUGGUCAUGAAAAAGUGCAGAAACUACAUACUUGCUCGGUGCGGGUAGGGUUACAGUUUUUGGUCCUCACAGAUUAUAACUCUUUGCAUUAUAUAUCCACUGACAUUCUCAGUUUCGGGAACAUUUGCCUUUCACCUCUAAGGCCGCAGGUUCAAGCCUCAGUGAGAACUUUCUCAAUGCGACUCGAACCCAGUCCUCAUGUGAAAAGAGUAAAAGUCCGGCAACGCUCUGCCGAAAAUCGUGGGUUUUCUCCAGGUACUCCGGUUUCCUCCCACAGGGAACGUUUAAAAAAGGGUGGGUUAGGUAAAAGGGCCCACAGUAAUUGGCAUAUACUGUAAUUGUGGUGACCCUGCCCUAGUUAGCGAAGCUAAAUUCCGAAAUAAAGACACGCGCUGCCAAGUUGAUACUUUUACCGCUAAUGACGGACGGAAUCAUAUAGCUUGGCUAUGGAACCAGAGGUCUUUUCAGCAAAAGGAAAUAGCCUGAAUCUCUCCUCCGUACAGUAAUUUCCGGUCCCCAAUGUUCUCUGGGCCUUAAUUGUUCCAGCACAUGCAAUAACCUGAGAACGAGUUUCUAUAAUUCCACUUAAUUGAUAUAGCACGGAGCCUCGACUUGGCGUUAUUGCUCUUAGUGAAAACUAGAUCGAGCGUAAUAUUCGAAAAUGGCUUAUUUUGAUUUCACUUUGCUCUUUUUCCUUAUCUAGAGUGA
Paramuricea clavata is the source of this 9318-nucleotide messenger RNA. The record is from the annotation of a GenBank genome assembly. NCBI's taxonomy places the organism in Eukaryota, Metazoa, Cnidaria, Anthozoa, Malacalcyonacea, Plexauridae.